AUGAGUUGCCCGAUGCGCAGUGGUGUCGUUGACUCCGUUCAGGGGGGGCAUCAUCUCGGUUCGGAAGCUGGCAUGCUGUACGGCGAGUACCUGAUGCUGGACAAGGUCCUCAGCGCACAACGGAUGCUGUCGGUCGAGGGCAAGAAGCCGGUACACGAUGAGCAUCUGUUUAUUGUGACGCACCAAGCGUACGAGCUUUGGUUCAAGCAGAUCAUCUUUGAGCUGGACUCGAUUCGAGACCUCUUCAGCACCGAACACAUCGAAGAGUCGCGCACGUUGGAAAUCCUGAAGCGCCUCAACCGCAUCGUGAUGAUCCUGAAGCUCCUGGUGGACCAGGUUCCGAUUCUUGAGACAAUGACCCCGCUCGACUUCAUGGACUUCCGCGAUUACCUUUCGCCGGCAUCGGGCUUCCAGAGUCUGCAGUUUCGACUGCUGGAGAACAAGCUGGGCGUCAAGUCGGAGCACCGCGUGAAGUACAACCAAAAGUACACGGAAGUGUUCGGCAGUGACCCCGGUGCGGUGGAGCGGAUCGUCACCACCGAGACCGAGCCGUCGCUGGCGGAUCUGGUGCAGAAGUGGCUAGAGCGGACGCCUGGACUCGAGGAGGAUGGCUUCAACUUUUGGGGCAAGUUUCAGGAGAGUGUCGAAACGCUGCUCACCGAACAGGAAGCAAGUGCCGAGACGGAGGAGCAUGAGAACGUGCGCGAAUACCGGCUGAUGGACAUCGGGAAGCGUCGGGAAGUGUACAAGUCAAUCUUCGAUGCGCAGGUGCAUGACGCUCUGGUAACCCGCGGAGAACGCCGGUUUACACACAAAGCCCUACAGGGUGCGAUCAUGAUCACAUUCUACCGGGACGAACCUCGCUUCAGCCAGCCGCAUCAAUUGCUGAUGUUGCUGAUGGACAUCGACUCGUUGAUCACCAAGUGGAGAUAUAACCACGUCAUCAUGGUGCAGCGGAUGAUCGGGUCGCAACAGCUCGGAACCGGCGGCUCAUCUGGAUACCAAUACUUGCGCUCAACCCUGAGCGAUCGAUACAAGGUGUUCCUCGAUCUGUUCAACCUGUCCACGUUCCUGAUACCUCGCAGCUCCAUUCCACCGCUCACGAGCGAAAUGCAGAAGGCGUUGAACAUGGCCUGGGGUUCGCCAGCGCAUCUGGCGGCGGCCCGGAACGGAACCCUGCACUAAACCACCACCGACCUGGAGUCUCCGAUGCCAAACGAACUACGAUUGUAUAAAUGAAUGCUCUCCUGUUCCUCACCCACUCCAAACACCCUCCCGAUCCUUGCUGUUUACGCGAACGUAACGUAUUUCGCGUGUUAUCAAUGUGCGAUAAUACAGAUUUAAAUAAAUACCAGCCCCCGGAGUG
Molecule: messenger RNA, 1366 nt
Organism: Anopheles coustani
Lineage: Eukaryota; Metazoa; Arthropoda; Insecta; Diptera; Culicidae
Gene: vermilion
Product: tryptophan 2,3-dioxygenase
Exons: 7
Coding region: 1-1185 (394 amino acids)
Molecular function (GO): metal ion binding; L-tryptophan 2,3-dioxygenase activity; heme binding
Source: RefSeq, a predicted model, not a curated record